AUGACGUCUCCACAGAGCAUCAUGAUCGAGGUAGACUCCUCCAUGAACAGGGCUCAUGCAGAGGCUCUUACGUUACCUGGGCUGCCCACUGAGAUCAUUGAGGAUAUCGUCGGAAGGCUCUUUGACAGCGGAAGAAAGACUAGAUCGCGAUACAAGCAUGGAAAGCGAGAUCUAUGCAGCCUUCGCUUGGUCAGUCGAGAAAUGAACCACAAGUCCCUGUGUGAGUUUGGACGACGCAUUUUCAAGGGCACCACCGAUGCAUACUGGGGACAACGGGCGUUGAGCUUAUCCAAGACAUCACUCCAGCGCCUCGAAGAGAGCUCCGAACAUCCCGUCUUUGGACCAGCCGUCCAACAACUAAACUUCCAGCUCGACUGUUAUGACAAAGAGUACGCUAAAGAACUUCAGGGCGAGAUGAUGUUUCCUAGGUUUCGCUUCCAGCCAAUCCGCCCCGACUACUAUCGAAUCACUUCAAUCGACACGAGGGAAUCGAUUUAUCGAGCGGUCUCUGGUCUCCAAAACUGUCGCACUGUCAAGAUAGAUUUCCAAUCCAAAUACAACUUUGGCAAGAUAGACGCACAGGCUGCCUUCGAUUGGAAAACAUGGUGCACGGACAUUUACACCAUGACACACUUAGUCGCCAUAAUCCUUCGGUCACUCCUGCUCAACGGAAGAUUGCUUGAACAUCUUUCCGUAGGGGAGGAUGACCAAACAAACUGGUGGACGGCCCGCGGAUUGGCCAUCGACCUCUUGUAUUACGAUAUCUUUAUGAGAUAUCCUAACGCGUUUUCGCAAAUGCGGAAGCUCGAUCUAGCUCUAUGUCUCACUGAUUGGUCAAUCUUUCCCUUCCAGACGGACGAGAUAUUCCGUAGCGCUGGCAACACGCUGGAACAUCUGGCAUUAAGGCUCGACCUCACUACUCGCAGCCGGGACCUUCUCCACCAACUAGCUGCUCGUCCCAUUUCUCAGCACCUCUCUGUGCUCAAGCUCACUGAUUUCUGGGCCCGGGAUGCCGACUUGACGAGUCUACUAGGUAACCACGCAGCCACCCUCAAGGAGGUAGAAUUCAACCGAAUCAUCCUGGGUUCCGGCUCACAAUGGGCUACAGUUCUGCAAUUCAUCAACACCGAGCCAUUCCACCUCCGGCGCCUUAAAUGCACCUAUCUUAUCCAGCUCGAACGUCAAGUUCGCUAUAUUUGCUCCUACGUUGGGGUCUCGUUCGUCGGCCACCAUGAGGUUUUCGACCUCGAUGUCGUAGACUAUUCCAACGCUGAUCCGACGCAGCAACAGCGUGCCCACUACCUUGGCAGCGCCCUUGUAAACGACAAGUUGUUGAAGGAUGGUGAUUGGGUUGCUGUGGGUCUCAAAGAGGCGCCUAGGCGGUUUACAAUCGAGACGAACCACCAAGACUUCCACGUUGAGCUCGGGGGACUCAUUCAGAGAAAAUGUAGCCAUGUGCAGACAGGCUCCGGUGGACAUAGACCGGGAGCUCUGAAGUGCACAAGCUCCAAAAUCUACUGGAUUAUUAUCCCAUAUUCUGACUUCUUAGACCAACGUCUGAAUCUUAGUGAGCUCGACGAUGCAUUCAAGCAAAACCAGUACCUAUUGCCCCGAGGUCCUCCAAACCCCCACUCCCCCCAACCCCUCCACCUCUACGCCCAAAAAUCCGCCCACAGCCCCUCCAUCCCCUCCGCCCCCGCAUCCUCAAACCGCAAAAGCGGCAACAAGUACCCAAACCCCCCCACAACCCCCUCCCCAUCCCCGCCCGACCUCAUCUGCACCGCAUGCACCAUCCGCUUCAACCCAAACUCCGCUUUCCAGUCCACAACGCCCGGAAACAGCGUGGUUAGUAAACCGUCUAAUCCUUAA
Molecule: messenger RNA, 1869 nt
Organism: Mytilinidion resinicola
Lineage: Eukaryota; Fungi; Ascomycota; Dothideomycetes; Mytilinidiales; Mytilinidiaceae
Exons: 2
Coding region: 1-1869 (622 amino acids)
Source: RefSeq, a predicted model, not a curated record